AUAUGUCCUGUAGAUGGCGCUGCAUGUAGCUGUUGCUCUGGUAUUGCUCAGUACCUGUUGGGGAGCUCCGCCGGGCAGUCAGAAUCAAACGAAAUUUGAUACAGAGAGCUAUGAUGUGGACGUGGAUGUGAACGCGUGGGACCUGAACAGCUAUGGAGAGACCUACGGCUACGAUGUCUUGGAUGAGGAGGAGAAGGGGGACAUUGAGGUUGGGACUGUCGCUCCUCCAUCAGCCAUUACUCACCCAAUUCCAGCUGUUACAACCCUACCACCUCCUGCAGAUGUUCCUCAAGCCUCAACGAUAGGGGUGACACUUCCAUCCCUAAACAGCAAACCAACAGUCCACCCUACACUGGACUUCAAGGCGCCUGGACUCUUUGGACCAGCUACCGGCCUUGGAAUGCCCACUUGCCUGCUGUGUGUGUGCAUCGGUGGCAGCGUGUAUUGUGAUGAUUCUGAUUUGGUUGAGAUCCCACCUUUGCCCAAGGACACCACCCACUUUUACGCCCGCUUUAAUAAAAUUACAGAAGUCAAAGCCAAGACAUUUUUAAACAUGAAUCAGCUGAAGAGAAUUGAUUUAACAGGGAAUCAGAUCUCCACCCUGGACCAGGACUCCUUUCUCUCACUUCCAGAGCUCCAGGAUCUAUUUUUAGCUGAUAACAGGAUCGAGUUUCUGCCCGAGCUUCCGACUACCAUGAGGCACAUCGAUGUUCGGGGGAACCGUCUGAAGAGCGCCGGCAUGCACAGAGAGGGAUUUAAGGAAAUGAAAGACCUGCACUUCCUGUACCUGUCAGAUAACCAGCUCGACUAUGUACCCGUCCCACUUCCUGAAAGUCUGCGAGCGCUUCAUCUGCAGAACAACAAUAUCCAGAGCUUGAACGCAGACACGUUCUGCAACAGUCAUGACCUCAGCUACACACGCAAGGCUUUGGAGGACAUCCGGCUGGACGGAAACCCUCUGAAUCUGAACCAGUAUCCGCAGGCCUACGUUUGUCUGCCACGUCUGCCUGUAGGACGCUCACGCUGACAGCUGGUGCUAGUAGGAGUGGAUUUAGGUAUUAUAAGACACCAGGCAGUAUGAAAGGUCAUGUGGGUCAGAUUAAUUGAGCAAGAGGCAGGAAACACCAGUCCAUCACAGGGCACCAGUCCAUCACAGGGCAUGCACACACACUCAUACCUAGCACCCGGAGGAAACUCACAUGGACACAGAGAGAACAUGCAAACUCCACACAGAAAGGACCCUGGCCGUCCAGAAUGAACUGGCGAUGUAUGACGACAGCGCUACCCACUUUGCAACCGCACCAUCCAUAUAUGAUGUCUUUUUUUUAAUAGUUGUGUUGUGGUUAAAUAUUACUAGUCAAUUCCUGCU
Molecule: messenger RNA, 1369 nt
Organism: Trichomycterus rosablanca
Lineage: Eukaryota; Metazoa; Chordata; Actinopteri; Siluriformes; Trichomycteridae
Gene: optc
Product: opticin
Exons: 7
Coding region: 14-1027 (337 amino acids)
Biological process (GO): articular cartilage development; bone development
Cellular component (GO): extracellular matrix
Molecular function (GO): protein binding
Source: RefSeq, a predicted model, not a curated record